Messenger RNA from Ahaetulla prasina, 5854 nucleotides. It is a transcript of the gene CEP135, whose product is annotated as centrosomal protein 135. The transcript has 25 exons. Bases 1909 to 5382 code for a protein of 1157 amino acids. The record is from RefSeq and is a predicted model, not a curated record. NCBI's taxonomy places the organism in Eukaryota, Metazoa, Chordata, Lepidosauria, Squamata, Colubridae.
UUAAAGUUGCCGAGGUUGGAAACCAGUGGUGAAAUCCAAAUGUUUUUACUACCGGUUCUGUGGGUGUGGCUUGGUGGGCGUGGCAGGGGAAGGAUACUGCAAAAUCUCCACUCCCGCCCUACUCCAGGGGAAGGAUACUGCAAAAUCCCCAUUUCCUCCCCACUCCUGGGGGGGAAGGAUGCGAAAUCCCCAUUCCCACCCCACUCCAGGGGAAGGAUACUGCAAAAUCCCCAUUCCCUCCCUACUCCUGGAGUGAGGAUAUUGCAAAAUUUCUAUUGUCACCCCACUCCAGGGGAAGGAUCCUGCAAAAUCCCCAUUCCCUCCCUACUCCUGGAGUGAGGAUAUUGCAAAAUUUCUAUUGUCACCCCACUCCAGGGGAAGGAUACUGCAAAAUCCCCAUUCCCUCCCUACUCCUGGAGUUGAGGAUAUUGCAAAAUUUCUAUUGUCACCCCACUCCAGGGGAAGGAUCCUGCAAAAUCCCCAUUCCCUCCCUACUCCUGGAGUGAGGAUAUUGCAAAAUUUCCAUUCCCUCCCCACUCCAGGGGAAGAAUACUGCAAAAUCCCCAUUCCCUCUUCACCUCAGGGGAAGGAUAUUGCAAAAUUUCCAUUCCCACCCUACUCCAGGGGAAGGAUACUGCAAAAUCCCCAUUCUCUUCCCACUCCUGGGGGAAGGAUACUGUAAAAUCCCCAUGCCCACCCCACUCUGGGGCCAGCCAGAGGUGGUAUAUGCCAGUUCUCCAACCUACUCAAAAUUUCCACUACCGGUUCUCCAAACUGCUCAAAAUUUCCACUACCAGUUCUCCAGAACCUGUCAGAACAUGCUGGAUUUCACCCCUGUUGGAGACCCCUGUUUUAUUGCAUAAUAAGCUUUCCAACAAUUUUGUGGCAGGUAAUUUCUAGAAGCCACCUCCACUCCGCACUCAGGAAUGGCAGGUUCCCUCCGACAGUGUUAUUUAUAUAUAUUCAUUCUGGUCCUUAAUCCAACACAGAAAUGACAUGCCUCCUAUUUUCCCUCGCAAGAGCUAAAUAGUAUUUGAACUUGUGUUUUUGUGAAAUGACUUCUUUUCUUUUUUUUUAGUAACUAGUAUGUCCCAAAGAUGUUUUUUUUUUCAAGAGGCAACUGGACUUCCCUGUUUUUCUUUUUCUUUGAAGACAUUUUGAAGCUUCUUGGAUGAGAAGUGAAACAUCUUCAGAAUCUUCUUGGAUGAGAACCGAAAUUGUCUUCAAAGAAGCUUCUUGGAUGAGAACCGAAACAUCUUUUUUAAAAAAGGAAAACCAGAAAGCCCAGUUGCCUCUUGAAAAAGCACCUUUGGGACAACUAUGACUUGGAUGAUUGAGAAUCUCAAUAGACAUUUAGCUAUGCACUUUGGGAUGAACUAGUAUGAAUCUCUUCUCUAAGUCAAGGUCUAUCUGUAGUGGUUACGGUGCUGGCCUAGAAACCAGGAGACUGCAAGUUCUAGAUCUCCUUUAGUCAUGGAAACUGCUGGAUGACUUUCAGCCAGUUCCUCUCUCUGAACCCAACUAAACUCACAGGAUUGUUGUUGUGGGAAAAUAGGAGGCAGAGGCAUGUUCACACCUUGAGUUAUGUAUAAUAAAACAGAAAAAGAUGAUGAUAAAGUAUUGUUGCUAAUAAUAUUGUAUGUUAUUAGUGUUACUAUAGUCAGGUGUGACUGUCAUUUCAUUGUAUCAGGGUUCUGUUUGGAUCCACACCUUCCCCUGUUGAAUUCAUUUACUAAUUUGAAUUACCAGAAUACCAUUCCCAUCUUUGCAAUAAGUUCAUUCAGUGCUGGCAAGCAUGUCAUUUGGUCCUAUAAAUUAAUGUUAUAAGUGCAUGGUAAUUUGUAUAGGUUUAAUUAUUUACUGGUCCCCUUUUUGAACCUAUUUUUUUUUGUUUAGAGAAUCUUCACAAUGACUACAGUGGUAGAGCGGAAGUUUGUUAAUUUAAGGAAACGAUUGGAUCAGUUGGGAUAUCGACAACCACUGGGAGUAGAAAGUUUGCCUCUGGUGGAAAAACUUUUCAGUGACCUUGUUCAUACAACUGAGAGCCUCCGGAGCACGAAGUUAUCUGCUGGAAAAAUUGAAAAAGAAUGCAGUAACUUUGAUGUUGUUCUGGAACCUUAUCGAGAAGAAAAUGCUAGGCUCACACGUGAAAAUAAUGAAUUGCACUUAGAAGUUCUGAAAUUGAAAGAGCAAUUGGAAGAACAGGUCAAAGAUUUGAAAGCUACUUUGAGGAAAUUUGAACAUGAGAAUUCAGAUAUGAAAUUUUUGAAUAAUCAGUAUAUACAUAAAAUGAGGUCAUUAGAAAAAGAAAACAAAGCCAAGACUGACAAAAUUCAACAGCUUCAAGAGAAAAAUCUACAAGCUGUGGUACAGACACCAGGUGGUAAGAAACGAAAUAUUCCAUUUCGACGUCAGCGUAUGCAAAUAGAUCAGCCAGUUCCUCCUUCAGGGAUUGGCACCUAUCCAGUUCCUCAACCAAAUGACCCAUAUAUUGCAGAUCUUCUUCAAGUGGCUGACAACAGAAUUCAUGAGCUUCAGAUUGAAGUAGACGACUUGCAGGAAAAAUUAGAGAUAGCCGAACGUGAAAUGAAAAAUUACAGCAAACAGGUUGAGCUCCGAGACAAUGAGAUUGAACGUUUAGCAGUCGCACUAGAUGGCGGUCGUUCUCAUGAUGUAAUAUCUCUGGAAGCCAAAAGCAAAAGUAAUGAAAAAAUUAUUGAUCACUUGAAUUUGCAGGUUGAAUUUCUACAGCAAACAAACAAAGAGCUUGAAAAGCGCAUAGAAGAUCUUUUGGAUAGCAGGCAAAAUAUGACCAGUGAGGUGGCUCAUUUAAGUAACAAAAAUGAAGAACUGUGUCAAGAAUUGACUGAAAUUGAUCACUUGGCCCAACAGUUGGAGAGGCAUAAAGAAAUUGUGCUUGAAACUGCAGAUAAAGAAAUUGGAGAGGCUAAGGAAGAAAUUAAAAAAAAACGCAGUGAAAUACAAGAUCGCGAGGAGAGCAUAGCACGACUGAAGUUAGAGUUAUCUUCCUAUCGCAGAGAAAAAGAAAAACUGAGUGAAGAACUCUUUGGAAAAUCAGAGGAAAAACAAAAUCUUGAGAUACUGUUAAACCAAACUCAAGCAGAAAACCAUAGAUUGUCCAAAAAAGUUGAAAACCUUGAAAUUAUAAAUCGUGAACUUGUCAUAGAGCUAGAGAGAAUGAGGCUGGAGGGUGGCAUAGCCCUUGGAGACAAGUCACCUUCUCGCCUAGAUGCAUUUGUAAAGACCAUAGAGGAAGACAGGGACUAUUAUAAGCGAGAACUAGAGUGUCUCCAAAAGAUAUUUAAAAGAAGAUCUAGCCCAUUACGCAAAUCUCCAGAAAAGAGUGAAGACCUUAGGUUAGUUACACGAGAGAGAGAUGAGCUACAGUCUAUGCUAGACAGAUUUGAAAAGCAUAUGAUAGAUAUUCAGUCUAAUGUCAAACUAUUAACUGUAGAAAAAGACAAAUUAAGUGUCCUUUAUGAACAGUCUCAGAAUGAAUUAAACCUACUACGGAGAGAGAAAAAAACUUGUUUUCUUACAAAAAAUCAUGCAGAAGAAGAAAGAAAUAACGCGUUGGCUGAUUUCAGAAGAGCAGCAUCUGAAAAAGAAGGACUGAGGGGAAAAUUAAAGAUCCUGCAGGAGGAAUAUACUUUAGAUAAAUUAAAAUUGGAACAGGAAGUAUCAAGAUUGGAAAGCACUGUUAAAAGAUUGGAAACAGAACGUCUUGAUCAAGUAUCUACAGUGUCAUUGUUAAAAGACAAAAUAAGCUCUUUGGAAGAUGAAGUAAACAUGAAGACUCAUCAGCUCUUAAACACAUCUGAAGAUUCUGCACAGUUUAAGUCAGAAUUGAGCUCACUCAAACUAUUAAAUGAACAGAUUCAGAAAUCCCUAGAUGAGAUACAGCAUCAACUAACUCUUAAAGAAAAUGAACUUCAAUCAGCUCAAGAGGAAAUUGAGAUAUUAGAGGACAAAAUAGAGACACUCCAAACUAAGAGCGUGUCACAAAAUGAGUCUGUUAUGCUGCUCAGAAGUACCGUUAAUGCCUUGGAUAAGGAAAAAGACAGCCUUCAGGAAAGUAUAGAUGAAAAAACUGAAAAAAUCGCAUAUCUAGAAGACAAUUUAGCUAACAAGGAAAAAACUAUCUUCAACUUACAAAAAACAGUUGCUCAGUUGGAAUUGUCUUUAGACCAAUUAAAGGAUGCCUUAAAUGGGAAAGACCGUGAACUUGCCAGUCUCCACCGCCAGUUUGAUGCGAUACACUCAGAGCUUGGAGAAACAGUCAGAGUGAAAGAAAUGGCUCUGAAGGAAAACAGAAGAUUACAGGAUGAUCUAGCCACAAUGACUAGAGAAAACCAGGUAAUCUCAACUGAACUGGAAGUAACUUUACGUGAAAAGGAAGAACUGAAAGUUAGAGUUCAUAAUUAUAUUACUGAAGUCUCCAGAUUUGAAAGUUUAAUGGCGUUAAAGGAAAGAGAAAAUAAAGAAUUACUGGAGAAGUUCCAGAUGCUUCACAGCCAAGCUGAAGACUGGGAAGUAAAGGCCCAUCAAGCUGAGGGACAAAACAGCUCUGUACGAUUAGAGCUCCUUUCAGUUGAUACUGAACGAAGACAUCUUAAAGAAAGAGUAGAAUUAUUGGAAAAAGAAAUUCAAGAGCACAUCAUUGCGCAUCAAACGUAUGAGUCGCAAAUUUCUUCAAUGGCAAAAAAUAUGGCCAAGCUGGAAGAAAUUCUCAGACAUGAAAGAGAAGAAAAAUCUUCAAUAAACCAAGAUGUGUCUGCUGUGAGAGAUUUAUGUGUCAAACUGGAAUCUAGCAAAGAUCUGCUCUCACGUCAAUUAACAUCCAAAUCUCUGGAAUUUGAGAGGAUUAUGUCCGAAUAUGAAGAUACAAAGUCAGAAACAGAGCUGUUAAAAAAGCAACUGUCAAGUGAGCGACUUACAAUACAAAACUUGGAAACCCUCCUGUCUACCAGCAGAGACAAAGAUUUUCAGAACCAUUUGAUAACCCAUGAAAAAGAUUCAGAGAUACAAUUGCUCAAAGACAAGUUAACGCUCUCGGAGAGUAAAUUAACAAGCCUUAAUAGAGAAGUUUCUAUACUUCGAAAUAAGCUUGCACAGCUGCAGACUGAUUAUGAUAUUGUGAAAAGACAGCUGACAACAGAGCAAUUUGAACGGGAACGGGCCAUUCAAGAGAUGCGAAGGCUUGGACUCACUACCUCUUCUCUCCCCACCUCUUCACCGCUUAGCUCAACUUUGAGAUCCCCAUCACAUUCUCCAGAAAGGGCAUUUUCAGGAACAACAGAACGAACAGAAAAUUCUGAAAUAAAGUUUGAGGAAUUGACCCAUCUGAGUUCCAGCUUUUAAAGACAAAAUGAGGCAGUUUAAAAUACAAAACUUAUUAGGUAAGAAUGAAUUUUAUUGCAAGGAAACUAAUGUUGUAGUUUUUGCCACAAUAUAGUAACAAGUUGUCAGAUACAGUACAGUACAUUCCUUAAUUGAUAGAGCUUUGUACCAUCUUGAUAUUAUCAACAAUCUGCACAAAGCACUAAAACAUUUAACAUCCAGAGCUAUUUUGGACAUAACUUGACUAUGUAUGUGGAUAUUUUAUUAAAAGGCAAUUUUAAUUACUGAACAAAAUCCAUGAAUUAAAGUAGCAGGAACAUUCUUGGGCCAUAUGUGUACAUGGAAUUUUGGAUUGGGGUGUAUAUGCCAUAAUAAUAGCUGUCAUUUUAUAGCAUUAAUUUUGGAUUGUGUUGUUACUAAUGUACUUGACAUCACUAAGAAGACGAUACUAAUGAUAUUAUGAUUAAAUAAAGUAAUUUCAGUUUUCAAGGAA